Molecule: messenger RNA, 210 nt
Organism: Morchella importuna
Lineage: Eukaryota; Fungi; Ascomycota; Pezizomycetes; Pezizales; Morchellaceae
Exons: 2
Coding region: 1-210 (69 amino acids)
Source: RefSeq, a predicted model, not a curated record
AUGGUACUGGCACUCAUCUUCCUAGCCCUGCCAGACUCUGGUGCCGAGGAUCCCAAGGACCCGGGGAAGUGGAUAAAGACUGUGGGCUUUGGGCUUUGGAAGCCCUAUGCUUUGGCGGCUACGGCUCCAGCAACAAACCCUCCCCGCGGCCUCCACUCGUCUCCUGCGUUUCAACUCAACUCAUGUCCCCGCCGCGGCCUCAUCUUCUAA